CGGUGAUAGGACAAAAUGAGAACAUCUAAGCCUAUCAAAGGGCACCAUGUGGGCGGGACUCCAGAAGCAAGUCCUGCUUAGAUUAGAGCCUCCUGCUCUGGGUCCCCAAGACGAGCCUGUAUCUGCCGCCGCCCUCUGGGGGCGGGCGGAGGUGGAGCUGGGUGCCGCAGCAUGCAAUCGGGACCGCCUGCGACCCGGCCUGGUGGGGGCCGGACUCUGGAGCCGAGGUCGCCUGGAACCGGCGGGCUGCCUUCGAGCAGUGUUAGCGUCACCACAGAACCUAAGUGAGAGGGCAAGGGCAGGGCCAGGUAGGGCGCAAGGGCGCUGGAGGAAGCUUCGCAGACGCGAGCGGGAGUCCCGCUCGCCAUGGGGGAGGUGGAGAUCUCGGCCAGAGCCUACGUGAAAAUGUGCCUGCACGCAGCUCGGUAUCCGCAUGCCGCGGUCAACGGGCUGUUGCUGGCGCCGGCGCCGGCGUCGGGAGAAUGCCUGUGCCUCACCGACUGUGUGCCCCUGUUCCACAACCACCUGGCCCUGUCUGUCAUGCUGGAGGUCGCCCUCAACCAGGUGGAUGUGUGGGGCGCGCAGACCGGUCUGGUAGUGGCUGGGUACUACCAUGCCAAUGCAGCUCUGAACGACCAGAGCCCUGGGCCCCUGGCCUUGAAAAUUGCUGGGCGGAUUGCAGAAUUCUUCCCUGGUGCAGUACUUAUUAUGUUGGAUAAUCAGAAACUGGUGCCUCAGUCUCAUGUGCCCCCAGUCAUCGUCCUGGAGAACCAUGGUGCCCGUUGGGUCCCCAAGGACAAGAACCUAGUGAUGUGGAGGGACUGGGAAGAGUCACGGCAGAUGGUGGGAGCACUACUGGAAGGCCGGGCCUACCAGCACCUUGUGGACUUUGACUGCCAUCUCGAUGACAUCCGGCAGGACUGGACCAACCAGCAGCUUAACACUCGAAUCACCCAGUGGGUUGGUCCCUCCAAUGGAAAUGUCUGAGCCAGGGCCGGGGUACAUGUGUCAAGAUCCAAUAAAGAGACUUGAGCUGA
Messenger RNA from Rhinolophus ferrumequinum (greater horseshoe bat), 1037 nucleotides. RefSeq names its product ER membrane protein complex subunit 9 (gene EMC9). The coding region runs from base 367 to 987 and encodes 206 amino acids. NCBI's taxonomy places the organism in Eukaryota, Metazoa, Chordata, Mammalia, Chiroptera, Rhinolophidae. Gene Ontology annotation, cellular component: EMC complex. The record is from RefSeq and is a predicted model, not a curated record. The transcript has 5 exons.